Solea senegalensis (Senegalese sole) is the source of this 1923-nucleotide messenger RNA. RefSeq names its product potassium inwardly rectifying channel subfamily J member 15 (gene kcnj15). NCBI's taxonomy places the organism in Eukaryota, Metazoa, Chordata, Actinopteri, Pleuronectiformes, Soleidae. The coding region runs from base 210 to 1223 and encodes 337 amino acids. The transcript is spliced from 3 exons. Gene Ontology annotation, molecular function: inward rectifier potassium channel activity. Gene Ontology annotation, cellular component: plasma membrane. Gene Ontology annotation, biological process: potassium ion import across plasma membrane; regulation of monoatomic ion transmembrane transport. The record is from RefSeq and is a predicted model, not a curated record.
CGGAGCAAAGAAGUCCAGUUCUGCACUUAAAGCCGCUCUGUGUCAAAGUUCAGCGCUCAAAAUCAAGGACAAUAGGCGGCGAAAGAAGACACUGAACUAGAUUUUCUCCGACAGCUUCAUCUUACAGACGUAUGUGUGAAGAGCAGCAGCAUUUCAACACAAAAGUGAAGCUGCAGAAGACGCGACCGGGCUGAAGCACCCAGAGCAACAUGAUCAGAAAGACACAGCGCAGAAUUGUGUCCAAGGACGGACACAACAAUGUGCGGAUUGACAACGUGGAGGGCAUGGUGAAGCUGUACCUGCACGACAUCUGGACCACCGUGGUGGACAUGAAGUGGCGCUACAAGCUCACUCUGUUUGCGUCCACGUUUGUCAUGACCUGGUUCAUCUUUGGGGUCAUCUAUUACUUCAUCGGCAUGGGCAACGGAGACUUUGAGGCAGAUCUGAAUUCCACGCACACACCCUGCUUGAUGAACGUGCAGACGCUGACCGGAGCCUUCCUCUUCUCUCUGGAGUCGCAGACGACCAUUGGCUAUGGUUACCGUUUCAUCUCCGAGGAAUGUCCCCUGGCGAUCUUCACUCUGGUCGCUCAGCUCGUCAUCACUGGCCUCGCCGAGAUCUUCGUCACCGGUGCCUUUCUCGCCAAACUGGCUCGGCCCAAGAAGCGAGCGGAGACCAUCAAGUUCAGCCAGCUGGCAGUGAUCUGCCAGCGUCAGGGCAAGCUGUGUCUGAUGGUGAGGGUGGCAAACAUGAGGAAGAGCCUCCUGAUCCAGUGCCAGCUCACAGGAAAACUCCUGCACUCACACGUGACUCAGGAGGGCGAGAAGACUCAGGUCCACCAGACCUCUGUUGACUUCCACAUGGACUCCAGUGGAGAGUGUCCUUUCCUCAUCCUGCCUCUCAUUUUCUACCACGUCCUGGACGAGCAGAGCCCGCUGGCGGGACUGACGGCAGAGAACCUCCACACUCAGGAGUUUGAGCUGCUGGUCACCCUCAACGCCACCAUGGAGUCGACGGCGGCCACGUGUCAGAGCCGCACGUCUUACGUUCCCAAGGAAAUCCUCUGGGGCUACGAGUUCAAGCCGGUGCUGUUCAGCACCACUGGAGGUCGCUAUGUGGCAGAUUUCAACUUCUUUGACAAAGUGCAGAUGAGCAACGACGCAGCUUUUCUCAGAAACAACGCGGACAAGCUGAAACUCGAGGAGGACUAUAAGAGAGAGUAGAUGACAGACACGGCAUAUGAGGGUAAAUGUGUUACAACAAACAGCUGAUUGGCCCCCAUUUCUUUUCCCGAUUUUGAUAUAAAGAAGUUUUUUUUUAUUGAAUCACUUGAGAAACCUCGGCUAACGUCGUCCAUCUCUGCUCAGGAACGUAGACUCUCACUGAACGUAGUCCUCCAUUAGCUAUUUUUACAAAAUUGACACCUUGUGCUACUGAAGAAGACCUGAAUCUGGUGCUUGAGUCCAUUUAACACUCAUGUAAAUGUUUAUUAACUUAAGUGUGAAGUUGGCUCGUUUUCCCAUACACGUCCAUUCAAAUCAGUUGUUUUUGCAACCAGUGGAGUCGCCCCCUGGUGGUUAACUGCUACUUUUUUCAUCCUACUUUUUAGACUAGAUCAAACUGCAUGUGGGAUAACAAAACAGCAGACUGCUCCUUUAAAAAGAUGAACAUUGAUAUGAAGUGAAUAUGCAGUUAUGGCAGGUCCAUGGUGGUUUUCUUUGGAUGAAUAUUGUCAAACUAAGAGGAACUUUAGAUUUAGAAAAAGCGACUCCACAUCUACAGGUGCUGUUACUGAAAUUGUCACAUGUUACUCAGUUAAGAAAAAUAAUAUAAUUAUGCUUUAGAUAUGGUGAUACCUGGUGUUAUUUAAAGGGAAAUGAUUGCUUUUGUUCUGUAAAUAAAUGUUUCCUCAUUCAGUAAAUA